Molecule: messenger RNA, 1196 nt
Organism: Juglans microcarpa x Juglans regia
Lineage: Eukaryota; Viridiplantae; Streptophyta; Magnoliopsida; Fagales; Juglandaceae
Product: protein FD
Exons: 3
Coding region: 122-928 (268 amino acids)
Biological process (GO): positive regulation of DNA-templated transcription
Cellular component (GO): nucleus
Molecular function (GO): DNA-binding transcription factor activity
Source: RefSeq, a predicted model, not a curated record
CAUGCAGCACAGAACGCAUCUUGACUCUCUCUCUCCCUCUCUCCAAACCUCUGCGGCUCUGCCCUGCGUGUGUGCGAGUUUGAGGUCAGGUCUAAAACAUCUGGCUCAGCUAUAGCACCAAAUGCUGUCAUCGACGGGAGGUCCCAGAGAAAGUACCUUCAACAAAACCUUAAACCUCAACAACAGAGGCUCAUCAUCAUCGUCAUCCUCAAAAUCACUUUCAUCCACAUCUGCUACCUCAUCGCCUUCGCCAUUCUCAACCUCCUUCCACCAAUCCAUAAGAGCCACCAAAACCAUGGAAGAGGUAUGGAAGGACAUCAGUCUGGCUUCCCUUCCUGACCAAGAAACCACCCCAAGAAUCCACGAACGUCCCCACCCAACCUCCAACAACGUCAUCCUCCAAGACUUUCUUGCCCGACCCUUUAGCAAAGAUCACACGCCGGUCAGCCAAGUCUCCACCGCCACAGAGACGGGCACUCUCUAUGGCUCUGCCUCUUUGGUGUCGCCUCCAGCCACUGUUUUGAGCUUGCAUUCGGGUUCUGAAUUUCAUUUCCUUGAUAACUCUGACCCACUAAGGCCUGACUCCCAUUUACAGCCCCAAUCCAUUUCUAAUAUCUCUCCUUUCGGUAGCUCAUUUGAGGCUUUCGCAUCCACUACUGGCUUGCCGUCUUUUGGGAAGAAAAGAGUUCCGGAAUCUGACAGCAGCUCAGGGGAUCGGCGACAUAAGCGUAUGAUGAAGAAUCGAGAGUCCGCCGCCCGAUCAAGAGCUAGAAAGCAGGCCUACACAAACGAGUUGGAACUUGAAGUUGCUCACUUGAUGGAAGAGAAUGCAAAGCUCAGAAAACAGCAGGAACAGUUAAGGGUAGCUGCAGCCGCCCCACUUCCCAAAAAGCACUCGCUGCAUCGAACGUCAACUGCUCCAUUUUGAGAAGGCAGGCACUCCUCGGUGCAUUCCUUCUAACAAAGUCUUUUAUGUUUCCCUUCAUGAGAACAGUCCCUUCUCAGCUAGCUAGAGAGGAUAUGAAAGAGAGUAUUCAAGGGUUUUCAAUAAUUUUGUGGGUGGGUGUUCCUCUGUUUCAUAUUUUAAUGGUUUUAGGAAAGAAUGAGAAUCAUGUAUGAGAAAUAGUGUUUUUGCAUUCCAAAGAAACAGGUCUUUGUUUGUAUCCUUCCCUUGACUUCUUACUCCUCUUUUUUUU